AUGGGCGCAUAUUUCGAAGAAAUCCCAAAACAAAGCCUCAUCGAUUGGAUGUUGGCCCAGAAGGUUUUCUGGAUAGCUACAGCACCACUAUCGGGGAAAGGGCAUGUUAAUCUCUCACCAAAAGGGGGCGAGUAUUUUGGUGUCCCCGACACUAAAACUUUUUGGUUCUUGGAUUUGACAGGAAGUGGAAAUGAGACCAUCUCACAUCUUCUGGAGCCGGGUAACGGCCGCGUAACUAUACUAUUCAAUGCCUUCGAAGGGCCGCCCCGUAUCGUGAGGCUUUGGGGCAAAGGCCGCGUACUUGAACAUGGAACACCAGAGUUUGACAGCAUCGUGCAGAGGGAGAACAUCGAGGUCAUCCCAGGCACGCGAUCGGUCAUUGUGGUAGACAUCCACCAAGUCGGCACCUCAUGCGGUUACUCGGUGCCGAUAUUCGACUUCAAGGAAUUCCGGACUACCCUCAACGACUUCUUCAAACGCAAGGAAGACAAGUUCCUCGAAGGCAACGAGAAGGAGAGUAUGGAACGCUACUGGGCCCUCAAAAACGCUUGGAGUAUGGACGGACUCCCCGGUAUGCCGCGGGGUCUGAAAGCCGCACGUUCUUAUGCUAUCGAACCUAUCAAGAAGAUGGUUGGACCUCUAGCUCCUAAGAACGGCGUAAACCUGGGUGCGCGCAGCGGAUUCCUACUUGAACAUUUCAUCAUCAUUAUACUAGCUCUCUUCCUCGCUAUCGCGUUGGCUACACAUCCUGCUUUCCAGCAUCAUGCCCAGACACGGAUACGGGACGUGAUAUUACAGGUCAAGGCUGUACCAGGCGCAUUUCCGAGUUCCGUUAGAUUCAGGGAGUAA
This is a messenger RNA of Daldinia childiae, 849 nucleotides long. RefSeq lists its product as uncharacterized. NCBI's taxonomy places the organism in Eukaryota, Fungi, Ascomycota, Sordariomycetes, Xylariales, Hypoxylaceae. The transcript is spliced from 2 exons. The record is from RefSeq and is a predicted model, not a curated record. The coding region runs from base 1 to 849 and encodes 282 amino acids.